This is a messenger RNA of Microdochium trichocladiopsis, 1020 nucleotides long. Its product is annotated as heterokaryon incompatibility protein-domain-containing protein. The record is from RefSeq and is a predicted model, not a curated record. NCBI's taxonomy places the organism in Eukaryota, Fungi, Ascomycota, Sordariomycetes, Xylariales, Microdochiaceae. The coding region runs from base 1 to 1020 and encodes 339 amino acids. The transcript is spliced from 2 exons.
AUGUGCCCCGAAGAUACCAACUGUCGUCCAGUCAAGACCACGGCGCCUGCUCCGCUGACGUCGACCUCCACUUCAGGCCAUCUCGCUUACUGUGUCUGGGAGACCCAAAAGCUGCAACGGAACAACCUCGAGACGUUCUGCAGCGACGUACCAGACGAUGCGCUGCCCCAGACGUUCAAAGAUGCCAUCCGAGUCGCGCGGCACCUGGGCUCGAAGUACCUGUGGAUCGACAGCUUCUGCAUCAUCCAAGAUUCGGUGGAGGACUGGGAAGCCGAAUCGGCCGUGAUGGGCGAGAUCUACCGCAACUCGCAGUGCAACAUUGCCACUUCAAACGCCAGGAAUGGCGACGAAGGAUGCCUAUAUCCCCGAAACCCACGACUCUUGCAGCCCGAGCCCUUCGCGCCGCCUCGAUGCGACUCGCCCGAGGAAAAGUGGUAUCUCCAUAACCCAGAUGGCAUGGAUGGAACGUAUCAUCUGUACACCCCGGCAUGGGUGCUCCAAAAGGUCCUCCUCGCCCCGCGCACUCUCGAUUGCGGGAGAUCUCAGCUAUACUGGCGAUGCACCGCCAUGCGCGCGUCAGAAGAGGUCCCGGGCGGUUUCAGCGGACCCCUUGCCAGGUCCGUCAACCACCCCGCCGACGUGGCCUACGGCCCGGGCAAGUCGCCGGGAGAAAGUUUGAGGGCCAUGGAGGCCUCGAUGAGGUACUGGGAGGACACUUUCUACGAUAGAUCUUUCGGGCGAGAUAGAGCACGCAAAGAGAGGUGUAUUCGGCCGUUACGCAUCUCGGAAUUCCUCGCGAACGCGAUGCUGGGCUCAGGUUCAGGCUCAGCUGCGAGCUACUGGGCCAAACUGGUCGAUGUAUAUUCGGCCAUGGAGCUCACAUAUGACACCGACCGCGAAGUUGCCAUCGCUGGUGUUACCGGCGCUUUUUGCCCGUUCCUGGGGAGCUAUUGGGCUGGGAUGUGGGAGAUGCUCGUGCCGGCGCACCUCAACUGGCGAACCAAUUUGACGAUGCGAUAG